Molecule: messenger RNA, 2834 nt
Organism: Portunus trituberculatus (swimming crab)
Lineage: Eukaryota; Metazoa; Arthropoda; Malacostraca; Decapoda; Portunidae
Product: Fanconi anemia core complex-associated protein 24-like
Exons: 8
Coding region: 1762-2403 (213 amino acids)
Biological process (GO): interstrand cross-link repair
Cellular component (GO): Fanconi anaemia nuclear complex
Molecular function (GO): chromatin binding
Source: RefSeq, a predicted model, not a curated record
GAACCCACCGACGAUGAGUUCAGGCGUCAUUUCGAGAUUUAAAAGCACAUUUAUAUGUACUGUACAUGUCUACAUCUAUACAUGCACAUGUAUAUUCACAUAUGUACAGUACAUGAUCUUGUUCAGUCAUACGUUAGACUCAAAAAGACAGCUUCCCACCUCUCACUCAAGUCCACCAAAGCUGGAAAACACUAUUAUCUCAUUUGUAUGUGUGAUUUAUCUCUAAAUCUUCGUGGCACAGUAUGCCACGACUAUUGCGAGUCUUUUAAGGUCACAUAUAUGGUAGGCAGCAACGAAACAUGGACAUACGACGGAAAAUAAGGAGCGUAAAUCGGGCGUUCCCAUCCAUGGUACAAUAACGAGAGAUUAGAAGUUAUUGUACCAUGUUCCCAUCCAUUUGCAAAGAGCGGUCGUGUCGGCAACGUUUUGGGUGUAAGGGGGUUAGUGGCAACAGCGUAAUAGUAGCGCACUGGCUUCACUUUUGUGACGGCAUGCCGCCUUCUGAUAUGCAACUCCCUUGGUUGAUAUCAAAGCAAAACUUGUCAUCCAACAAAAAAAAAAAAAAAAAAAAAAAAAGGGGAAGAAUAUAAUAUAACCUCGGGGAGCAGAGAGAAGAGUCUGUGGUUGUCAUAUAUUUCACCAUCUACCGUAACACGAUCAAAAGGGACGACUGCCUAAAAAGUGAUACAAGGAGCAAGAUAAAGACUAGAGAAAAACUCUUUAGUCUUUUUACCUUGACAAGCAAGAGGAUUGGGAACUUGCAAUUGUGGGUAUGUUACUUUGUCAUUAAGGCGGAAGUAAUAAAUUAAUUUCCUCAGCAAAACAUGACAUUUUUUCAGGGCCCUAAAUUUAUUAUGAAUAGGGAAACGAAAACGAAAGGCGCGGGACGGUUUCUUGGGGACAGUGCCCGAAAGAGGAUAAUAAAAUUAAACGCCCACUGACGAUUGGACUUAACAUUUAGUGAAUUAGCCAAGCUGGAGUCACAGGCCAAGUUUGCCUCUUCCAGAAGUCUUCUCUGUAAAUCUGUGUAUGUAAAAGUUGGGUAACAAUAUUGAAGCUAAUGAUGCAUCAUCCAGCUUUUUAGCAAUUUACAAAUUAAGUAAUAUGAUUGAUGAACUGGCACAUCAGCAGAGUAUGGCUCCAUGUGGCCUCUGCUGGUCUUUGACUAGUAUGGACCCAGGGGGCCCACCAAGUAAGAGAAGUAGUAAAAUUGCAAUGUAAUACAAUAUAUCUUAUAUUUUUUUCUCUUCUUUCCUGAAUUAGCCUGGGGGAACUGGUAGGGAAAUGGGUGAACCAAAUUAUGCCAUUCAUAAAAAAAAAAAUUUAAGAAUAAGGCAUCAAAAUUUGAAAAUGGAAAGUUUCUAGACUAACCUAAUCUUACCUGACCUAGCCUAAUUACAGAGCAUUGUCCCCACUGACACUUCUUAAAGAACAUUGACCUAAUAACUUACAGGAGGGCUUUGUCUUCCUUGGUAAGAUUAUCUGAGAUGACUUUAUUCAAUGAAAUAGUGCUCAUAUUAUCAUCAUUAUUAAAAGUUUCAUAAAAUCAUAAAAUCUGAGCCUUGUUAAGAUGAGGCUUAGAACUCACUGCAGUAUGGUUAUACGAAAUUUCUCCCUGUUAGACAGGAACCGGUCACCUUAUUUCAUAUGUCAAUACCCUGGACAUAAGUGGCUCUACACACCUAUUCCAACAUUUAGUAGUGGAUAUAGCACUGAUCUUUACAUUAUCUAUCUUUUAUUAUUUUAUUGUUCUUUUCCCAGAUGAUGAGCAGAGGUGUUGGAGGUUCACAAACACCCCUGGUGGUAGCCUCUCUCUGGCGAGACACCCAGUUGGCAACCCUCCUUAGACCUCUCAUCCCACUCUCAUACAGGGAAGAUCUUGGAGAGGCAGACUUCCUUGUCUCCAAAAAUGCUGCUGUCAUCUUCAUCGCUGAGGCUGAUAUAAUUUCAGGAGGGGGGUUCCGCAGGCGGGCGGUCAAGUUCCGGCAGAGCAGCAGUAUCACUGCCAAAAGGAGAGUGGUGGUUCUACAGAAAACUCCCCUUACGGCACAGCACUUCAGUAAUGUGCAGAAAUUCAUCAGUAUCGACCUUGGCCUGCCCAUUGUCCCUGUCCAGUCCCUGCAGGAGACUGCACAGCUGCUGGUGCGGAUGGUGGCCAGUGAGACCAAGAUUCGGUGCAACCCUUUAUGCAAGCAGCCGCAGAAGGCAGGGAACCAGGACCAACAAUUGCUGCAAUCCCUUACUUCUGUGGUGCCCUGUCUGGGGAUGCAGCGGGCCCGGGCACUGCUGGCACGCUUUGGCACUCUGCAGGAUCUGGCGCAGGCUCCCCGCACUGCCAUGGAGGAGGUGGUGGGCAGGGCUGCUGCAGCCUCUGUGCAUGAGUUCCUCAAUGGCAGGGCAUAGCUAGUGACGGAUCAGGGAGUUUUGGGUUUCAUUGACUGCCUCCCUUUUGCUGCCUCUUAGAAUUCACCAUACGGCAUUUCAAUAUGAAUUCCUGCCAGACUUCACUGGGGGGAGUCUUCAGUGGAGGGACCUUCAAUGGAAGCAGCUUCAUCAUCGAAGUCUGGUGUAUGCUGUUUGACACAUUGCCCUGAACAAUGUGUCUGAGAGUGUUUGUGGACAUAAUGUGGGUACUGUGACACAUGGACUGUGACUGAACAAUGAACUGCCUGCCUGAAUCCUUGACCGGUUGGCAGAAAUUGACUCCCCACGUAGAGUUUUCAAAUUAUUGCACUUGCCAUUUUUGUAUUUGUAAUAACAGUUAUGAUAAGUACAAAAAAAAGAUAAUGAUAAGAUUAUAAUAUCUAGUUGUAAUAAAAAUUCAGACAAGAGAA